Messenger RNA from Paramecium tetraurelia, 2007 nucleotides. RefSeq lists its product as uncharacterized. The record is from RefSeq and is a predicted model, not a curated record. The transcript has 5 exons. Lineage: Eukaryota; Ciliophora; Oligohymenophorea; Peniculida; Parameciidae.
AUGUCAGACGCUCCAAGAAAAUUAUUUUUUAGAAAUACCUCUAACUAGCCAUAAUAACCCCCUGUUGUAAGAUAAGUUAACGAGUAACCAAAUCAAGAGACCAAUGUUUAACCAAUAAAUUAAACGAAAGAUUUGAAUUAGAUAGGAUUGGAUGUUGUGCAGCCUGGAGAGGUUUCAUUGUAGUAGGUAAAUGUCGUGUGUUUCAAUGGUGUAUAACAAUUCUCUGGUCUAUUAGUGGCUACAAAUUAUUAAGUUGUUUUCUCGCCUUAAAGAUUCCCUAAAGAUUUCAGAAAGGAUUACUUUUAGAUACCUUAUACAUUUAUGAUAAAAGUGGAUAGAUCUGUUGAUAAGAAAUAAAAUGAUUCAAUUAUACUUGAGAUAUCAUCGAAGGAUGGUAGACAAUUGAGAUAUAGAUUUUAUAGAGAGCAAAGUGAUGAUUGUGCAUGUUUAUUUAAUUUGAUCAACAAGAAUGCUUACACAUUGUAGAAGACAACAUUAUUUGCAUUUACAUUUUAUAAAGAAAUGUAGAAUUUGGAGAAUGAAUUCUAAGGGUGGAAGAUAUACAAUAUAGAGAAAGACUUUGAGAGGAUGGGAGUGUUGAUUUAAUAAGAAAGUCAACAACAAUAAAUGAAUGUGUUAUAUAAAUACGUGAACAAUGAGGGUGGAUAAAUAUGCGCUACAUAUUACAAUAGAUUGAUAGUACCUGCUAGAGUUGAUAUGGAUUGCAUACAGAAAACAGCCAAGUUUAGAUCUAAGGAGAGAAUACCAAUUUUAUCAUAUGCAUUUUAAGUGAAUGGGAAGAUAGUGUCAUUGUGGAGAAGCGCAUAAUGUAGAAUAGGAAUAGGAUAGAUAAGAUCAUUGGAAGAUGAAUUAUAUUUGAAAUAGAUGUCUUAGCAAAUGGUUGACGAACCAGAAAAUCAAUAGGAGGAGAUUCAAUUAAAAAUAUUUGAUGCUCGUUCAGAUGUUAACUCUAUAGGGUAAUAGACGUCAGGUAAGGGAUUCGAAAAUCCAAUGUAUUAUAAAAAUUGUAGCAUUGAGUUUCUGGAAAUCCAAAAUAUCCAUAAAAUGAGGGAAUCGUAGACGAAGUUGUUGAAAAAUUCAUUCAGUGAGACUAUAUCAUUUAUCUCUUAAUUAGAGAUAUCAUAAUGGUACGAACAUAUUGUAUCACUAAUACAGGGCGCAGUGAGAAUUUCAUUGAGUUUAACAAAGGAGAAGUUGAAUGUGUUAGUUCAUUGUAAUGAUGGAUGGGAUAAAACACCUUAAUUAGUGUCUUUGGUGUAGAUCAUGAUCGAUGGAUAUUACAGAACUUUCGAUGGAUUCAUGAUGUUAAUUUAGAAGGAGUGGAUAAACAAUGGACAUUAGUUUUGCUAGAGAUCUGCAAUUGGUAACAGAUAACAUAGCGAUGAUUGUCGAUCACCAAUAUUCUUUUAGUUUCUGGAUUGUGUCUAUCAAAUGUUAUAACUUUAUCCAUUAUCUUUCGAAUUCAAUGUCAAAUUAUUACUGGACUUGGCGUAUCAUCAUAUGUCCUCACUUUUUGGUAGCUUCUUAUGCGACUCCUUCUUGGAAAUUCAAAAACAAAAAGUCAUGGAAUCAACAGUGUCCAUUUGGUCUUGGGUGAUGAAAUAUAAAGAGAAAUAUAGAAAUGCAUAUUAUUUGAAUCCUGGUUCCAUCGAAUAAGAAGUGAUUAUACCUGAAUAAUUUACAGGGAAGUCUGUGAAGUUUUGGUAGGAGUAUUUUCUCAAUUACUCUUCUGAAUUCAAUGAUGUCUAUGGAAUACACCCCUCCUCUUAAUUUACAAGGUAAUCCAUUUCUAUAUGGAGUAGGGACAACUUAUAAGAAAUGUACAAAGCUUUAGCUAAGGAGAACCAAGUCUUGAGAUUGGCUCAAAUGGAUUAAGAGAAAUUGGCCCAUCUGAAUCAAUAGAAGUUCAAUUAAUUAUUUCAAAUUAUUCAGGAAACUUAAAAUGAAAAAAUCAUCGAAAAACUUGAAUCCAUUCAACUUACAUGA